AUGGCGGCUGCGUUUCGCCCCGUCAACACCCCCAUGGCAGCGGACCUCGCCAGGCAGGACAUGAUGGCACCGAGAAGCACGACUCCUCGUCCCAGCACCGCGCCGCAGUCUCAGCAGCUCCAGCCCGCGGGCUCGCCAGACGAUGGAAAGACGCCCACGCGAGCCACCUUCAGCAGCAUCAACAUGGCCAGCAAGAGGCCUCUGCCGCCGAGUUCGUUUCCUCCAGCUCCGCCCGGUCCUGAUCCUCCCGAGGGUGCACUGCAUCACGACGGCCCCCAUCGCUCCAAGUCGCCCAACAGAAGCUCGCUCGACGUCGACAUGGACGAUUCGGAUGGAGAGGGCGGCGCUGUCGAUGACGGCGUCGGCUCCGACGACGAGAGUGUAAAUGCCGACGGCACAAGAUCUAGCAAGAAGAAGAAGUCCCAGCGCUUCUUCUGCACCGACUAUCCGCCCUGUAACCUCAGCUUUACUCGCAGUGAGCAUCUGGCGAGGCACAUAAGGAAACACACCGGAGAGCGGCCUUUCCAGUGCCACUGCUCAAGGCGCUUCUCGAGGCUGGACAACCUAAGGCAGCAUGCCCAGACGGUUCACGUUAACGAAGAUAUUCCGAUCGACUCUCUUGCUGCCACCGGAUCCAGAUUUCAGCGUCAGAUACGGACUGACAGGGUCCGUCAAGCCGGCAACAGAGCGAGGGCGUCUACCGGCGGCAGUGCCGGCGGGCCUGUUCGUGGACAUUCGAAAUCCCUCUCGACUUCGAGCAUCUCCAGCAUCACCUCCGUGGGUUCGGCCUACAGCCCGCAGAGUGAUGCCCGUCGACGACCUGCCCCGCUCGUCAUGGCGGCCGAUCCCCGCUCCAGGAUGUCCAUCGAGUCUUACCGCAGUAGCACGGACAGCACCUUUUCCUAUCGACCCAAGAGCCCCGGUGAAUUCAGCACGCCAACCUCUGCCACCUUCUCGACGGCCCAGAGCAGCCCGCGAUGGAGCGCAAGCGUGGCGUCUCCGGCGACACACUCGCGAUCUCAUAGCAUGUACGUCGCGGGCUCUAGGACGCCCGGUCGUCGCUUGAGCGUUCCUUCAGGCAGCAGCCCCUUCCAGUUUCCCCAGAUCCCUCAGGGUCAACCUGCAGGCCGCUCGCCCGUUGGGCUCCCGUUCAUGAACAGCUCCAACGCUGGUGCCUUUGCGCCUCAAGGCGCGAAUAUUGUUGCGUCACCGACUGCGGCUGCUCCGCCUUCCGGGUUCUCAUCCCGACGAGAGUCGAUUGCGAGCAGCACCGGCGAGGAAGCAUGGCGGCGGCGAACCUGGCACCCAGACAGCCGUAACCAGCUGAACGCUGUCCUCAGCCAGUCCACGCGGAUCAACCCCCCUCCGCCUAUUGCAAAUCCCGCGGGGCCUCCGGCCAAUCUUCGCCUUCCCGGUAUCGAGUCCUUUGAUCCUCUGCCUCGCUCUACUACACCGCCGAGGCGCAAGCCGUCUCCCAUGGCUGUCGACCCUGAACUCGCUCCUCGACCCCCGAUGAUGGAGGCCAUACCGGCUGACGAGAGGCGGAACCUCAACAUGUACGACGUCAGCCUGCAGCGCGGCCUGGGCCGUCUUGACAUAGGACCCAAGACCCCUCCUCGUGACAGCGCCGGCAUGUGGGCGUCUGAAGCCCACAAGGCGGUCCAAAAUGUCGAUCAGGCACGUCUGAACCCGCCAGUCGUCCGCUUUCAAGAGCAGCCCAGGCCGAGCCACAUGGUCCCGUCUUCAGCUGCCCCAAGUCGAUCCUUCCAUCAGCAUACCAUGUCUGCUCCCACUUUGGCGAGGGAGCCCAGGGGCCACGGCUGGUAUCCGGCUGCUCACGGAGGCGGCCAUCAGUCAUCCCAGGACCCGCGGCACCAACUUGUUGAGCGGAUGGUUCAUCCCAACUUCACUGGCUUUGCUGGAUUCCCAGCACGAGAGCCUCAGGAGCAUCGACAGCAGCAACAACAACAGCCACAUCCUCAUUAUCACCAGCAGCAGCAGCCGCAUCAACAGCAGCUGCAACAGCAGCAGCAGCAGCAACCCCUUCAACAAGAUCGCUCGAAUAAUCCGGAUUCGCUCAAACGACUCGAAGCGCUGGUGGCCGUUGCGACGAGUGAAGGCUCCACUACCACUGCGUACUAA
This is a messenger RNA of Trichoderma citrinoviride, 2142 nucleotides long. RefSeq lists its product as hypothetical. Gene Ontology annotation, biological process: regulation of transcription by RNA polymerase II. The record is from RefSeq and is a predicted model, not a curated record. Bases 1 to 2142 code for a protein of 713 amino acids. Lineage: Eukaryota; Fungi; Ascomycota; Sordariomycetes; Hypocreales; Hypocreaceae. The transcript has 2 exons. Gene Ontology annotation, molecular function: DNA-binding transcription factor activity, RNA polymerase II-specific; RNA polymerase II cis-regulatory region sequence-specific DNA binding.